Messenger RNA from Erinaceus europaeus (western European hedgehog), 2622 nucleotides. It is a transcript of the gene TPO, whose product is annotated as thyroid peroxidase. Gene Ontology annotation, molecular function: heme binding; calcium ion binding; iodide peroxidase activity. Gene Ontology annotation, biological process: response to oxidative stress; thyroid hormone generation. The coding region runs from base 1 to 2622 and encodes 873 amino acids. The record is from RefSeq and is a predicted model, not a curated record. NCBI's taxonomy places the organism in Eukaryota, Metazoa, Chordata, Mammalia, Eulipotyphla, Erinaceidae. Gene Ontology annotation, cellular component: membrane. The transcript has 14 exons.
AUGUGGGUGCUGGUCCUUAAGGCUCUUACACUGGUUGUGACUUGUGUCCUAGUCUUCUUCCCAUUCAUCUGGAGAGGCAAGAGCCUCCUUUGGGGCAAGACAGAAGAGUCUCAUGUUAUCAGCAUUUUGGAGGAGAGCAAGCUGUUGGUGGACAGUGCUUUCUACAAGACCAUGCAAAGAAACCUCAACAAAAGAGAAAUAAUUUCUCCCUCUCAACUUCUGUCUUUUUCCAAACUCCCUGAGCCAAUAAGCCGAUCUAUUUCUCGAGCAGCAGAGAUUAUGGAAACCUCAGUACAGGCAAUUAAAAAGAGAGGUCACCUGAAACUUAAACAAUCACAACCUCUAACAGAUGCUUUAUCAGGAAAUCUACUGAACAUAAUUGCCAAUGUGUCUGGAUGCCUGCCACAUAUGCUCCCCCCAAAAUGCCCAAACACGUGCCUGGCAAAGAAAUACAGAUUGAUCACAGGAGCGUGCAACAACAGAGAUCACCCCAGAUGGGGAGCCUCCAAUGUAGCCCUGGCAAGAUGGCUUCCUCCUACCUAUGAAGAUGGCAUCAGCGAGCCCAGAGGCUGGAACCCCCACUUCUUAUACAAUGGCUUUCCACUCCCCCCGGUCCGAGAGGUGACCAGACAAGUCAUUCAAGUUUCCAACGAAGCUGUAACAGAGGAUGACCAGUAUUCUGAUCUCCUGAUGGUGUGGGGACAAUAUAUUGACCAUGACAUUGCCUUCACACCUCAGAGCACCAGUAAAACUGCAUUUAGAGGAGGAGCUGAUUGUCAGUGGACAUGUGAUAACCAAAACCCAUGUUUUCCCAUACAGCUCAUGGUCGAGGACUCCAUCAUGUCAAAAAUAUCCUGUUUACCCUUUUACCGCUCAUCUGCAGCCUGUGGCACUGGGAACCAAGGCGCCUUCUUUGGAAACCUGACCCAGGCAAACCCAAGACAACAGAUGAACGGGUUGACCUCCUUCCUAGACGCAUCCACAGUAUACGGUAGCUCCCCCGACUCGGAAAAGCAGCUGCGGAACUGGUCCAGCAAAGCGGGAUUGCUCCGGGUCAACCGGCGCCACCAGGACCUGGGACGUGCCUACCUACCCUUUGCACAGUCCAGCGCACCCCAACCCUGUGCCCCUGAGCCUGGUGUCUUGGGGGCAGCUCGCACCCCCUGCUUCCUGGCUGGAGAUGGCCGUGCCACGGAGGUCCCCUCCCUGGCAGCACUGCACACGCUUUGGCUGCGAGAGCACAACCGUUUAGCUACUGCCCUCAAAGCCCUCAAUGCACACUGGAGUGCCAACACCAUCUACCAGGAGGCUCGCAAGAUAGUAGGCGCAUUGCACCAGAUCAUCACCAUGCGUGACUAUGUCCCCAAAAUCCUGGGUCUAGAAGCUUUCCAACAGCAUGUGGGGCUCUAUGUGGGCUAUGAUGACAUCAGGGACCCCACGGUUUCUAAUGUGUUCUCCACUGCUGCCUUCCGCUUUGGCCAUGCAACAGUUCACCCACUCAUGAGGCGGCUGGAUGCCCACUUCCAAGAGCACCCUGACCUUCCCAGGCUCAGGCUACAAGAUGCCUUCUUCAGUCCCUGGAGACUCAUCAAGGAAGGAGGUUUGGACCCUGUCAUGCGGGGCUUGCUUGCCAGGUCUGCCAAGUUGCAGCUGCCAGAACAGCUGAUGAAUGAGGAACUGACAGAGAGACUCUUUGUGUUGUCCAGCUCAGGCAACAUGGAUCUGGCAUCACUCAACCUGCAGAGGGGCCGGGACCAUGGCCUUCCAGGCUACAAUGAGUGGAGAGAAUUCUGUAACCUGCCCAGAUUGGAGACCCAAGCUGACUUAAAUGUGGCCUUUGGCAAUAGGAAUGUGGCCAACAGGAUAAUAGACUUGUAUGGGCACCCUGACAACAUCGAUGUCUGGCUAGGUGGCUUAGUCGAAAGCUUUCUCCCUGGGGCUCGAACAGGGCCCCUGUUUGCAUGUAUCAUUGGAAAACAAAUGAAGGCCCUGAGAGAUGGGGACAGGUUUUGGUGGGAAAAUGAUGGCGUAUUUACUGAAGCUCAGAGGCAAGAACUGGAACAGCAUUCUCUCUCCCGGGUCAUCUGUGACAACACAGGUCUUACCCAUGUUUCACUAGAUGCCUUUCAAGUUGGAAGAUUCCCUCAAGACUUCCAGUCUUGUGAGAACAUCCCUAGUCUGAACUUGGAAAUGUGGAGGGAGACUAUACCUCAAGGUGACCCUUGUGGCCUCCCAGAUACAGUGGAAAAUGGGGACUUUGUAUUUUGUGAGGAAUCUGGAACGCGCAUGGCAGUCUAUUCCUGUCGUCAUGGAUUUGAGCUUCAAGGGAAAGAGCAGAUAAUUUGUGCCCACAAAGGAUGGGACUCCCAGCCUCCUGUGUGCAAAGACAUCAACGAGUGUGAAGAUGUGAUGGACCCUCCCUGUCACUCAUCUGCUUGGUGCAAGAACACAAAGGGCAGCUUCCAGUGUGUGUGCACAGACCCCUAUGUAUUGGGGGAAGAUGGAAGAACAUGUGUAGACUCUGGAAGGCUCCCAAAGGCAUCUCUGGUCUCUAUCAUACUCAGUGUCCUAUUGGUGUGUGGCCUGGCAGCUCUCACAUGGGCAGUGAUCUGCAGAUGGUAA